This is a messenger RNA of Penicillium expansum, 714 nucleotides long. RefSeq names its product GNAT family N-acetyltransferase. The transcript is spliced from 2 exons. Gene Ontology annotation, molecular function: acyltransferase activity, transferring groups other than amino-acyl groups. NCBI's taxonomy places the organism in Eukaryota, Fungi, Ascomycota, Eurotiomycetes, Eurotiales, Aspergillaceae. The coding region runs from base 1 to 714 and encodes 237 amino acids. The record is from RefSeq and is a predicted model, not a curated record.
AUGGCUCCCUUUAUUCUCUCCCAAUGUAGCGCCGCCGAUGGCACUGCUUUAGCCGCCAAUAGCAUCCCCGCUUUCUGGGCCGACCCGCACUGGGUACUAGCUUGGCGCCAUCGGACCCUCGAGUACCACAUUUCGCAGAUAGCCCUACGCUUCCCGCGCAAUCUGCUAAACAGACGGGAGACCUUACGACACCAGAAAGCAGUGGAUAUAGAGACGGGUCGCAUACUCGGCUACGCCCGAUGGUGCCUACCACCGUCUUAUGAGAUAAACCCAGAUGAUGGCACGCCGAUAUGGCCCGAGGCCCAGGUCCCAGCAGUCGAGCCCGAGAAGGAGGCCGAGAUCCGGCAGAUUGCCGAGACUGUUGUCUGGGAUCCAAACGACGAUGCCGACGAGCUGUUAGAUCGCGUAAACGCACUCGAGAAGGAAGUGACGCCAAAGACACCGUAUAUCACUCUGGAGUACCUUGCUGUGCAUCCGGACAAUCAGCGCAAAGGAGUCGGUUCGGCAUUGGUAAAGAGCGGGAUGGAUCAGGCGGAUAAGAUGGGGUUACAGAUUUUCGUCCACGCUUUGAGAGAGGGAGCUGAACUGUAUAAACGAAUGGGAUUCCGACUCAUAGCAGAGCUUGUCCAGGAUGACUCUGCGUAUGGUGGUAGUGGGGAGUAUGGUACAUAUUUCUUCAUCUAUGAGCCUAGAUUGAGGACUGAUUCUACCUGA